AUGGACAUUGGCGAACGUGAAGCUGUAAUUUGGGAACAAGACAUACUGCGUUCAACUGACCUACGUACGUUGAAUUGGCUCGUAAAAUUUGAGCGUUUCUCUGUCGAACAGGGCCUGCGCGCCGGCACCGUUUGGAUGAACGACUACAACGUUUUCGGCAACCAAGUGCCGUUCGGCGGCUACAAGCAGUACGGCAUCGGCCGCGAGAACGGACCCUACGGUAUACGCAAUUAA
Molecule: messenger RNA, 234 nt
Organism: Parnassius apollo (apollo)
Lineage: Eukaryota; Metazoa; Arthropoda; Insecta; Lepidoptera; Papilionidae
Source: the annotation of a GenBank genome assembly